AAAAUAUUUAUUAACUGCGCGAAGGUUGGCCAACGUGUUCAUCUGCAGGGAAAGCAAUUUCUGGCGAUCUAAUCUGAAUAUCCAUCCAGUUCAACUUCAUAGGAGGAGGCAAUCGAGCUUUACGACUGUAUACACACGUUUGGUCCCACGGUGGAGUCUCCACCACUACGCGAACUUUUCCAUUGAGACCACACAGCUGCUUUUGUUUUCCUCAUUGGCAGGCGUUAAUGAUAAUGAAAAUAUUAUUAUAAUAAAACCCAAAGAGUUCCGUCGGAGCCGCAAUUAAUGAAAUCAUCACUAUCAGAGCAUUGUUAAACGGCAAUAAACCGUAGAUUGAGGUCCUAGAAAAUAUCGACCAAGUGACAACAAUUUGCACCGUGCACUUAUAAUGGGGCAAUCAAUAAAUCGGAUGGCCAGACGCCAGUUAAAUUCCUAACUGAUCAGACAUGGUUUAUUAUUCCAGUGGAGAGAGAAGACCCCUGCUAGUCAGAGUAGUUCCGAAUCCGCUUAGGAGACUAGCCUGUAAAUGAGCGUAUCUUUAAUCUCUAAACUAAAUAAAUCAUUUACAUACCCAUCUCAGCUGGAGGUCUUGGCGUGCGACACUGGCAGGCGGUUCUUCUGUUCGUGGGCAUGAUGAUCAACUACUUCCAGCGGGUGAACAUCUCGGCUGCCAUUGUGCCCAUGACGCAGUCCACCGCGGGGGCUCCGUUCUACACCUGGGAUACGUCGGACAAGUCCCUGAUCCUCAGCAGCUUUUUCUGGGGCUAUGUGGUCUCCCAGGUGCCGGCAGGACUGCUUGCCAAGCGAUUUGGAGCCAAGUUAGUGCUGGGCCUGGCGACUGCAAUCGGAGGUAUUUUGUGCUUCUUCCAUCCCAUUGCAGCCAAAAGCGGGUGGCAGAGUAUCUGCGUUCUGCGCGUUCUUACCGGUCUGGUCCAGGGCACGGUUUAUCCGUGUGUCCACACGCUGCUGGCUAAGUGGGUGCCACGCACUGAGCGGGGACUGCUAACCACUGGCGUUUAUUCGGGAGCACAGUUCGGAACGGCUGUCAUCCUGGUCACCAGUGGCUUCAUCUUCGAAUCCAGCAUGGGUUGGCCAGGGUUGUUCUACCUUUCCGGAGGUCUCAGCCUCGCUUGGGCGCUGCUUUUCUUUUGGCAGGCCGCCAAUGAACCGGUUACAGCCAGCAGGAUCAGCAAAGGCGAGGUGGAGUAUAUCGAAAGCCUUACGGGCAGCAACAGCUCCAGUCAGUCUAUGCCUGUGCCCUGGAUGUCGAUCUUUAGGUCGCCAGCCUUUUACGGUCUGCUGGCAGCCCAUUGUGGAUUCACCUGGGGUUUCUACACGCUGCUCACCGAAAUGCCCACUUACAUGAGCAUGGUUCUGCAGCUAAAUGUCAAGUCCAAUGCCUUCCUCUCCUCGCUGCCGUACUUUGCUAUGGGCCUGCUCUGCUUUGUGGUCAGUCCCAUAUCGGAUUUGCUUAUCAACAGAGGCACUAUAUCGAUCACCACGGCUCGAAAGCUGUUUAAUUCGAUUGGACAGUGGGGACCGAUGGCUUGUUUGAUUGGACUGGGCUACAUGACAGCCGAUGAGAAAACGUGGGCCAUUCUUCUGCUGACACUGGCAGUGGGCAUCAAUGCGGGCUGUUCCUGUGGAUAUCUGAUCAAUCACAUCGACCUGUCGCCCAACUUUGCCGGCCCAAUGAUGGGAGUCACCAAUGGGAUUGCGGGAGUGACCUCCAUAAUAGCUCCUUUGGUGGUGGGAGCGAUCGUAUCGGAUGAGGAGGAUCCCAGCCAGUGGCGCAUGGUAUUCUUUAUUACAGGAGGUAUUUACCUAGUGUGCAACACAAUUUUUGUGAUAUUUGGCAAGGCCACUAUUCAGAUUUGGAACGAACCUCCAUCGACGUCUAGCACGAUGACGCUCCGCAGCCACCAGGAAAACGAUUCAAAGUCCAUUGUUCCCACGUCAGAUAAAGACAUUCGGUACUAAGCCCUCGAUCUGCACCUGGACGCCAUGUACAUACAUUUUCGUUAAUUGUAGUAAUUAUAAGUUAUUCUUAUUUAAGCUUGCCGCUGUGACAGCGUUAUUUGGAUAUGCCUAGCUAUAACUAAAGAUAAUGGUUUAUGUUUACGCUUAUGCUUAGGGAAGCUUAAUAUGACUUAGUUGUGUGAUAAGCCCAAAAUAUGACUUUACUAUGUGUGGCACGUUUCGAAGCUGCUGAAGUCGCUUUAACUAUAUCAAUAAGUGAGUUUUCUAUGCAAACAGCAUAUUAAUACAUAUUUACAAUCCUGUGUCAUCGCU
This is a messenger RNA of Drosophila melanogaster (fruit fly), 2292 nucleotides long. It is a transcript of the gene MFS12, whose product is annotated as major facilitator superfamily transporter 12. NCBI's taxonomy places the organism in Eukaryota, Metazoa, Arthropoda, Insecta, Diptera, Drosophilidae. The coding region runs from base 631 to 1980 and encodes 449 amino acids. Gene Ontology annotation, biological process: transmembrane transport. Gene Ontology annotation, molecular function: transmembrane transporter activity. The transcript is spliced from 3 exons. Gene Ontology annotation, cellular component: membrane. The record is from RefSeq and is marked reviewed.